This is a messenger RNA of Galendromus occidentalis (western predatory mite), 1679 nucleotides long. Its product is annotated as autophagy related protein 14. Gene Ontology annotation, cellular component: extrinsic component of omegasome membrane; phosphatidylinositol 3-kinase complex, class III; extrinsic component of phagophore assembly site membrane. The transcript has 3 exons. Bases 1 to 1311 code for a protein of 436 amino acids. Lineage: Eukaryota; Metazoa; Arthropoda; Arachnida; Mesostigmata; Phytoseiidae. Gene Ontology annotation, molecular function: phosphatidylinositol 3-kinase regulator activity; protein-membrane adaptor activity. The record is from RefSeq and is a predicted model, not a curated record. Gene Ontology annotation, biological process: autophagosome membrane docking; mitophagy; cellular response to starvation.
AUGGUGUUCGUUAUCGUGCCUACGGCGAUCAAGCGUCAAUCUCCGCUCACCUCCCGUCAGGCAAUGUCUCACGUCACCAAGAAGAUGAAGCUGUCGGACCGAGAACGCGAGAGACACAAGUACGCUGCCAUCGUGGAGGAGCGCUCGCAACCCCACAGACAGCGAGAUGAAUAUCGGCAACACAUAGAGUUGGCCAGACAACGUGUCGAAACCAGAAGGCUUCUCUUGGGGAGAUGCCAGCGAGACAUAGGUUCUGCGAAGGCCGACAUAAUGGACAUUAGGAGAAAAUGCAAAGAGAUCAGGGAAAAACGCGGCACUCUGCCUGAACGGAAGAAGUCGUGCAUCCAAGAAACCACCAAACUUCGUGCCCACAUCGAAGAUGUUCGUUCGAGGCUCGGAAAAAUUUCCGCAGAUAUCAUCGAGAAGGUCAAAGAGCGAGUCCAAGAGCUGAGGAGCAGCAUAUUCCCGAUCUCUGAAAUAAGAUCCUCGAUGAGCCAAGCGGAGGAACAAGGAGAAGAGGCAGCCGAACUUGAGGACGCCUUCUGCACAAACUACAUUCGCGGCAAAUGGGUUUAUUCGAAUCGUUCGGUCGAUGAGUCCUAUUCGAUUGGUGCUCCUCGUUUACCUGCGAACGGCGAGUACACCACACUCAUCGAUUGGGUUCACCAGAGGCAGGAUCAGAGCGUCAUGUCGCGAGACGAAAUGCAGGAGCGAGCAUUCGAAAUGGCCGCGGGUCUCAUGCAUCUCACCCAACUGGUCAAAGAGCUGGCAUUUUUCCUCGACCUCAAGUUGCCGUAUGUGUUUUGUUUCAGUGAGUUCUCCGCGGAAACUCUCACCGGGGAAGAUCUGAUGAAUAAAAUCGCACGGCUCAAUGGCAAUGUAGUUUUUAUGUGCGCGUCUCAGAACGUGGACGUCACGCUUAUCCAGAGCCAAAAAACUGUGCAGAACGUUCUGAAUAUCCUGGAUCAUUCGGACUUCCCGAGAAUUCAAGAUUUCGAGCUCAACGCUACCCUGGCGACCUCGAUGGAAGAACGCAUUUCAAAAGAUCUCCGACUGUACGACGUACAUGCCGAAUUGGAGCUCGUGGGCGACCCGCGUGCGGAGUCCCGCGAUUCCAUUGAUGAUGACGAUUACGAGUGGGAAACUGUCGCGUCGAACAGCGAAGCAUCAUCCCCAUCAAUCGAUCAGUCUUACGCAUACAGCACCACGAGCCUCACGGGUCGACCGCGCACCGCCAGUGAAAGCAUUCUGACAUCAGCGGCGGCCUUCGUUAGUUGGUUCUCGACGUCUGCGAGCCAAAGACAAGAUUGAUCCCACGCAAUUCGUCCAACUGUUAGAACCGAUUCUUUUGAUUUCCCGGAUUUUCUAGUUUCGCACUAAUCUUCCAAUAUUUCUAAAACCAUCGUUGGAGACCGAGUGAUCUAUAACGUGAUGUUUAGACGUUUAAGCGUCCGAUUUUGACUUCUCGAACAGCCCCGCACAAAUCAUAAUGAGAAGUUCCUCGCGCGUUGAUCGUUUCUCGGCAGGGAUCUCGAUUUUUUUCGUGUACAGCAAGGGGAGAGGAAUGAAACGAAUUGAACAUGUGAGCUUCGUAACCACCCGCGGAUGUAAACCCUGCAUGUAAGGACAGGGACAGUCGGCAGCGUCACCAAAUAAAACAGAGUCAACUUUGGGAGAAU